AUGUUAGGACAUCAAAGAUACUUACGUUCCCCUUUUGCACAAUGCAAACCAGGCUUUAAUAACUGGAACUUUGGAAUAGUUGUGGAGAAAUUCGGGGGUACGGAGUCGGAUAAUAGGAGGGAGAAAAAGAUGUACUUGUACUCCAAGACCAUUUAUAGAGAUUCCGGUAAACUAGUAUGCUCAAGGGAAUGGAGUGAUUAUAAACUUGGUGAUUGGUUAUACUUCAAUACUAUGGAUGACGAAAACUUCUUCAAUAGCGAGAAGAUUGAGAGUCCAAUCCCAACCGUAGUGAGGCCUGAUAGCUCUGUGAUGGUGGAAGCCACUCUAUUCCUUGUACCAAACUUCAUCUCACAUCGAGUUCUGAAUGAAAAGCAUAAGUUGUGGUCUCCUGAAAUCGGCUUGGUUUAUACGGAUCAAUCGACUUUGAAAAAACUCCGCAUGCGUGAAAACCGAAUGUACAAAUGCUGGGUUUCUUGGUCGUUGUCACCGAUUUGCUUCUCCCCCGGGGAUAUGGAUCCUUCUCACUUCUCUUAUGAACCUGUGAUAUAUUGGCAAUUAACUCAUGAUAAUAAUGAGUAUAUGAAGGAUCUGGGUGAAUUGUUUCAGUACCCCAAGCAGGUGGAAGAUCUAAGAAUUCUUUGCAAACAUCAAACGCAGUUGGAAGUUAUUGUAUGCUUUUUCCGAAAGUAUGGAAGGACACCCACUAAGAGAGAAAUCAAAUUGUUGAUGCCUGAAGACAACAUCUCAACUGGACCUAUGCGUUGCAUUGUUAAGAAAGACUAUGCUGAAUCUAUCUACUGUGGGAUGAAUCCAGAUGAUUGUCAUGGGAUCAGAGACCUGAAAGAUAUGUUCAUACCACCUUUUUGUGAUUUCACUGUUGUCGUCAAGAUUAAUAAUAAUAUGGAGAAAAGAAAUUUUUUCGAGUCGUUACCAGUCAAGAGUUCUCCGUCUACUGAAGAAAGCAGAAGUUUCCAUAGCAUCGGUAUUGGCUUGUACCAAUCACCAUUCUCGCGCAGAUAUGAUAUAGAGCUUCGAUUCAAGAGCAAGCAAGAGGGUUGCUUCCCUUAUUCUGUAAACCACAUGGAGCGUCCCAAUAAGAGAUAA
Messenger RNA from Auanema sp. JU1783, 1104 nucleotides. The record is from the annotation of a GenBank genome assembly. NCBI's taxonomy places the organism in Eukaryota, Metazoa, Nematoda, Chromadorea, Rhabditida, Rhabditidae.